Drepanopeziza brunnea f. sp. 'multigermtubi' MB_m1 is the source of this 1131-nucleotide messenger RNA. RefSeq lists its product as uncharacterized. Gene Ontology annotation, molecular function: tRNA binding. The record is from RefSeq and is a predicted model, not a curated record. Lineage: Eukaryota; Fungi; Ascomycota; Leotiomycetes; Helotiales; Drepanopezizaceae. Gene Ontology annotation, cellular component: elongator holoenzyme complex; cytosol; nucleus. Gene Ontology annotation, biological process: tRNA wobble uridine modification.
AUGGCGCCUUCACCUCUCCAACAGCGAAGAACUCACAAUACGCUGCUGUUUCAAAAGCUCUUGAACCUCAGAGAUAAUGCAAGUCCUUUCACUCUGGUCUUGGAUAAUUUGGAGCAGAGUGGAGGACCCGUUGUGCGAGAGUUUGCGCGGCGAGCGAAGAUCUCAAAGAGCAAGAUAAUAUUCGUCUCCUUUUCUACUCUCCCCAAGAAAGUCCGGUUCAGCAUCGACGUCUUCGUUACAGCUCGCCGCAAGCCGCUAGCAGCGCUGCGGACAGAAAUCCUGUCCCAUCUCCCACCACCACCAACAGCCGCACCCAACCCAUCUACAACCCUACCAAAGUACCUUCUAAUAAUCGACACCCUCCAGUCCCUCUCAACCACGCACCCCAACCACCUAUCCCCAUUCCUCUCCUCUCUGCUCAUCUCCCCCCAGAUCUCCCUCCUCGCCACAUACCACACCGAUAUCCCUCUCCCACGCCCCACUUCUCCCUACGCGCCCCCACCGCUCACCACCCUCCUCUACCUCGCCACCGCCAUCCUCACCGUCGCCGCCCUCCCCCAUGUCCUCGCGCAGAAGCGCGCACGGGACAAGAGUAUCCAGGAACCCGUCUUCGGGAUCCACGAAGAACGCGAAGGCGUCCUCGUCGGUCUGGGGAGGAAUGUCUGCAGAGAUGAGGAAAAAGGUGUAGUCGUCAAUAUGGAGAUCCGACGACGCUCCGGCCGAGGCGUGCUGGAGAAUUUCGUCCUCCUCCUUCCCUCCCCCCCUCUUGCUACCGCUACCACUCCCGCCAGAACCACCAGCAAAUCAUCCUCACCCGCCGCUGGCCUCGCCGAGUUCGUUUUGCUCGACGACCACCCGCUCUACGCCUCUACGCCUUCGGGCGCGCCAGGAUCUGGAUCUGGAGCCGGUGGGCCGGGAGAGCAGGACACGGACGUGGAAAUGGAAAUGGCAACGACGUUCAGUCUCGGGCUGACGCAGAAGCAGAAGAGGGACAGGGAGAACGUCGUCUUGCCGUACUUUGACGCGCAGAAGGAGGGCGGAGCCGCCGGUCCCGGGGAGGGAGGGAGGAUCCUCUACGAUAUGGGCGAGGAGGAUCGGGAGGACUUUGAUGAUGAGGAAGAUGAGAUAUGA